AAUGACGAGCGAUAAGUGAUUGCGGGCAGAAAAAAAGGACAGUGCUUCUGUUUCUCCAACAGUCAACUCCUCUUUGGUUUACGGCCACCAUGACAUACGAACGAGUGACAUCGCAAGCCGAGAAUCCAUAUUCCAAACUCAUCCCCGACCAAAAGAUUGCCAUUAUCCCCGAGUUCGGUCUUGAGAGCGGUGGUGUUCUUUACAAUGUGCCGAUAGCCUACAAGACGUAUGGUACCCUGUCGCCCGCCUGCGACAAUGCCAUGGUCAUCUGCCAUGCCUUGACUGGCAGUGCUGAUGUUGGCGAUUGGUGGGGUCCUUUGCUCGGUGGUCCUGGCAAGGCUUUCGACAUGUCGCGCUUCUUCGUCGUCUGUCUGAACAGUCUGGGCAGUCCUUACGGAAGUGCGAGCCCGGUCACGAGCAAGGAUGGCAACUCGCAGAACGAGCACUACGGCCCUGAGUUUCCGUUGACCACUGUCAGAGACGAUGUCAACAUCUUCAAGCUCGUCUUGGACGACCUAGGUGUCAAGCAGAUUGCAGCCGUGGUUGGUGGCUCCAUGGGAGGUAUGCUCGUGCUUGAGUUUGCCUACUUUGGCAAGGACUAUGUGCGCUGCAUCGUGCCCAUUGCGACAUCGGCUCAGUACAGUGCUUGGGGUAUCAGCUGGGGUGAGGCUCAGAGACAGAGUAUCUACAGCGACCCCAAGUACGACGACGGCUACUACGCCUUCGAGGACCCGCCAUCUACCGGUCUCUCUGCCGCCCGCAUGUCAGCACUCCUGACCUACCGCAGUCGCGACUCGUUCGAAUCUAGAUUCGGUCGCAACACUCCCGACCCUUCUCGCAGACAAAACAUCAAUGGCUCGUUCCGCCCCUCGACCCCUGGAACCGACCACUUCGCCAUCCACAAUGAAGGUCACAAGAACGCCGGCUCUCCUCGCUACAGCCGUACAAACAGCUCCGCCGACAUGUCCACCUCGAUCGACUCCCUUCCUCUAUCCAACACCCCUCCCCAAACAUUCGUAGAUCCUCAAUUCUCUGGCACCACACCCCUGCCCACCAAUGCUGCUCCAUCCAGCAUGAGACUAAAGCGCACACCCACCUACUUCUCCGCCCAAUCCUACCUCCGCUACCAAGGCGAAAAAUUCAUAAAGCGCUUCGACGCAAACUGCUACAUUGCCAUCACCCGCAAACUCGACACCCACGAUGUAUCUCGCGGCCGUCUCCCUCCAGACACUACAACCACAACUCCUGUCGCUGACGCUCUGGCUCUGAUCGAACAACCUACACUGGUCUUGGGCAUUCAAUCCGAUGGCUUAUUCACCUAUGCCGAGCAAAAAGAGCUCGCCGCCGCUAUUCCAAACUCUGUGCUCAAAAACAUCGACAGUCCCGAAGGCCACGAUGCCUUUUUGCUAGAGUUCAAACAGGUCAAUCGCUUUGUGUUGGAUUUCUUGCAUGAGGUUUUGCCUGACGUCAUGGCCAGAGAGCCUGUAGCGUUUGUCAGUCACGAUGGCUCUCAGGAUGAGCCCAAAACGUCGACGUUUGGUGAAGCUGAGGUCGCUGACAUUACUGCUUGGUAAUCCAGCAGGAUCUUGUGUGUAUGCAGGUAGACGGAGAAGGAAGGAUAGGAAGGCGCAAAAUCUUGAUUCAACCCCCCCUUUAUGUGAUAGACGACUUUUUUUCAUGACCAACAAUAUUUCAACAUGGUUUGGGAGCUUUUGGAGCGAUAUGUAGUAUAUAUACAAAAACACACUGGCAACAGUAAUCUCUCUUCAAG
Aureobasidium subglaciale EXF-2481 is the source of this 1771-nucleotide messenger RNA. RefSeq lists its product as uncharacterized. The coding region runs from base 90 to 1574 and encodes 494 amino acids. Lineage: Eukaryota; Fungi; Ascomycota; Dothideomycetes; Dothideales; Saccotheciaceae. The record is from RefSeq and is a predicted model, not a curated record. The transcript is spliced from 3 exons. Gene Ontology annotation, biological process: L-homoserine metabolic process. Gene Ontology annotation, molecular function: homoserine O-acetyltransferase activity.